AUGAAUACGGGGACAGGGUUAGUAACACGAGUCAAUUCAAUAGUACAACGCGGUGGCCUCCACGAUGCCUCGCGAAUAUCCCUUCUUGACAUUUUCGGCUUUGAAAACCUCGCGGAGAACUCCUUCGAGCAGCUGUGCAUCAAUUACGCGUCGGAAUCGCUCCAGCUCCACUUCAACAAGCACGUCUUCAAGCUGGAGCAGCAGGAGUACGCGAGGGAGAAGUUGGAGUGGACAAAUCUCGCGUGGAACGACAACACGCCGGUCAUUCAUCUCUUGGGCAAGAAACCGGUGGGGAUCCUUCAUUUGUUAGACGACGAAAGUAACUUUCCGAAGGCGUCCGAUCACUCGUUCUUGGAGAAGUGUCACUAUAAUCACGCGCUGAACGAGUUUUACUGCAGGCCACGAGUUGGAGGCCGAGAGUUUGCCAUUCGCCACUUCGCGGGGCAAGUGUGGUAUUCCGUGGAAGGUUUCCUAGACAAGAACCGGGACGUUCUAAGGCCUGAGAUUGUCGAGUUGCUGGCGUCGAGCAAGGAACCUUUGGUUAGCGCCAUUGCACGCCCGCUGCUGAACCAGGCGCAAAUGCGUACUCUUCCGAAGGGGGCAAAUGGGCGCUUUGUUACAAUGAAGCCGCGCACACCAACCGUCGCUGCUCGGUUCGGGGAUAGCUUGCAUCAACUCCUCGAGUCGAUGGCUCGAUGUCAGCCGUGGUUUGUUCGCUGUAUUAAACCCAACAACGAUAAAAGCCCCAUGAAGUUUGACAUGCCGGUGGUAAUCGAGCAGCUGCGCUACUCGGGGAUGCUCGAAACGAUUCACAUCAGGCAAGCGGGUUAUCCUGUUAGGAUGAAGUUUCAGGAGUUUGUCGAUCGUUACAGGUACCUACUACCCAUUGGUUUACAACGCGGGGGCCCUUACAGAGAUUUGUGCCGAACAGUUUUAGACCAAAUGCCUCCGACUGGUACAGUAGGUCCUGAUUACCAACUGGGUGCGUCGAGGGUAUUCCUCCGUGAAAGCCUUUUGAGACGUUUGGAGAUGACACGCACUGACCAACUGCGCGGGGCGGCGCUAAUGAUUCAGAAGAACAUUCGCGGAUAUUUGGCGAGGAAGAAUUUCCAAUCCGUGAAACGUAGCGCUAUAGUUUUACAGCGUAAUUGGAAGGGGUAUAGGCAAAGGAAAUUGUACAAGACGUUAAAGACUGGGGUGAUCAAGGCGCAAGCGCUCCACCGAGGCCGAAUGGAGCGGCGGCGUUACGCAGCUCGAAAGGCGGAGCUGAAGAAACGGUUAGAAGCGGAGAGGCAAGCUCAAGAGCGUGCCAAGCAGAAGAUGCUUAGGGAAAAUCAACGUAAUACCAGAGCAGCGGCCGUUCAUCACUUGGAAAUCCCAGCGGAGUUGGCCUUCAUUUUCUCCAAGUUGGAAGAGUACACUCCUCCGCACACCGAGCGCAAUUUAAUCAAAGUAUCCGGCAACGUCCACGGACGUCCGUCCCCGAUCAACUUACCUUCCGACCUCAACCAAUUCGAGUUUAACAAAUUUAGCUCGGUCUACUUCAAGGGGGCCGACUUCGGGUACCGGCGCGAGCCGAUCAGCGCCCCGUUUCUGUCUAAGGCGGCUGCCCGCGACCAAGACUUUCAAGACUCGGUCGCGCUCUUCAAGCUAAUUUUGCGAUGGACGAAUGAUGGUCAGCUGACCGGCGCCAAAGAGCGAGCGCUCGCCGAUUACAUCGUUCACAAGGGUCUCAGUUCUCGAGGCUUGCGUGACGAGCUGCUCGUGCAACUUUGCAAUCAGGCGUACAAAAACGAAAACUCCGACAGGAUUUGGCAGCUCAUGGCUCAUUGUCUGUGCUGCUUCCAACCAAGUCCCCCGCUUAGCAAGUACCUUCUUAAAUAUAUCACCGAUUCGGCCCCACCAAGAUACAAGGAGAGCUUGCAGCGGAUGGUGCUGAGGGGGUUGCAAAAGGUUCCGUAUUCGAGAUCCUUGCCCCCUUCGCUGUUGGAAUGGAGAAGCACGCGCCAGAAGACGAACAUGGCAUUUCCUCUACUGUUUUCGGACAGUACGUCGUCAACAAUUAACGUGGACUCGUGGACAACAUGCGAAGAAGCUGCCGGAAUAGCUUUGAACACUUUGGGCUUGCCCAUGAACGGCUGGACCGUUGUAAUUGACGAUGCUGGCGUUACAACCGACAGCAACGGUUUGGACUACGUGUUUGACUUAGUGUCCGAGCUUGAAAUGUGUCCCUCAUUCCCGAUUCAUAGAUCGCAGCUUCUUAAGGUGGGAGUGCGCCAACACCAUCCCGUCGAGAUUGACCACGCGCCUAGUCCUGUUCGUCCACAGGUACCACCACCGGAACCACCGGCCUCGAGCAAAAUGGCCCAGGAAACCUCGCGCCAUUCCUCGCCACACCACAGCAAUCCGUCACCAACUGAUCACGUCGGUUCCAGAAAAUCAUCGUCUAGUCAAGAGUAUUCCUCUCAGCGGGCAUCGUUGGUGAUCUCUGAGAGCCCGACGCGCAAAUCAUCGCGAGAAGCCUUAUCUCGCACCUCCGCACUUAACGAAAGAUACUUCGACAUUGAAAAGGUCAGAUCGCGAAGCCUAGACAAUCUGCUGAGCGAGCCCGAGCCCAGCACUCCCCUCAUCACCUUGGGUCUCAGCCAGUCGGUACUCAACGACCGGUACCACUCGGUGGAGCAGUUGGCCCCCAUUAAACCUGUGUUAACCAAUAACGCGUACAUGCAAAAGGACGCAAUGGACUUCGAAUACCCGGACAUUUCUAGCAUCGCUACCUCCCAGAAGGAGGGGCCGCGUUACAUCAAGUCGCAGUACGCCGGAAAGAAGGCGCCGCCCGGGUCGCACUCGAGCAGGGCGCAAAUUGAAAGGUCCGAGUUUGCGGUUCGAAGCUCGGCCAUGUCGGAUACCAGUGAGACGCCCAGUUUGGCAAGUCACGUGAGGCGGGUACGGGUACCGAGUCAAGCUUCUGACGUUGAUCAGUUCCUGGACGAGCUGUUCAGUCCGGUUUUGGAUGGGAACUUGGAUGAGCUCAGCGACGCUCGCUCGUUGGCCGCGAGCAUCAAGGGCGGUGGCGAGGUAGAAAACCCAAUUGACGCGUUCGAUCAGUUUCUAAGUCAGUUGAUGGAACCUGUUGGAACAGCUACAGUAGACAUGUCCGAUUCGCAGUUUUUAGUGAGUAAAAUUAAAGGUGGGGGUGAGAGAAGCCGUACAACCAGCCAAGACAGCAGCAUCGUGCUUGAUAAAGAAGUGGAAAGCAUAACGCGUAGUGACGACGCGAAGCAAAACGAUGGUAGCGUUGACGAUUACAUUAGCGACCUAUUUCGUCCAAUCUUCAUCAAUGAUAGCCUAAAAAAUCUAGCGGAAAAGCACAAUUUGGUGGAUAGCAUCAAGGGUGGUGGUACAGCCCAUCAGCAAUCUAGCACUUCUGGAUAUAACUUCUCAGCGAUCCCCGCGCCCCUUGUCAGCCCACAGCCUAUGAUAAUGCCGGUUCUGGGAACGGGGCAGGACGGAUUCAUGCCGAUGUAUAACAUUCCACCAAACGCCGAUAUCGCAGGAUACCAACAGAACCUGCAGCGGGCGUUUCUUCAGUCCGCCAUGGCUCAAAAUAUUCAGAUUCAGCAACAGCUGCUCGCCCAAAACCAAGCCCUACAACAGUUGCUGACGCAGCAGAGUGUCCCAGAUGGUAAAGCUGUCGACGGCACCGCGGCGAAAAGCUCUCGAAGUCCAGACCGUAAGAGCAGCUUCAAAACCAGCAACAUCAGUCGAAAAAGCAGUUCGCCCAGCAAUAACUCAAUGAUUGACUUGAAGCUACGGAAGCAAAGUGUAGAGUCCACCAUGAGUGUUAGCCGAAGCGGUGUGCCUCCGCCUCCCCCAAUGCCGCCGCCGAUAGACCCGAGCGAUCCGUCCGAAAGUAGACCGUUCAUGGAUCCCUACGGAAGAGCGAAAACUGUUCGCAUUGGGAAAUGGCGAUGGCCACCUCCUAAAGAUGGCAGCAAUCCAGAAGCCGGCGAAGACUUCAUGCAAUUCAAACUGCGGCAGAAUCAAAGAAAAAUCACACCGAACAAGGAACAGAUCUGCGUCGUUAAUGGUUACUCCCAACAAAGUUCCAUCACGGUAGUCCAACAGUCAUCUUCCGAAUGGGAGGAGCUCGAUUUCGAGCCCAUCGUCCGCGAACCCGAGAAAACCACCAAGAGAAGUAGUCGGCGCAGUUUUGAAAUUGGUGUCAAUCGCCCCUCCCCGGGAAGCGUAGGCAAGCUGAAGCUAAGCUCCGAGAUGCGCCAGAGGUUAGAGCAGGUUACAGCAAACCACUCCGUGCGCUCCACCAGCAGCAAAGUUGACCAACCGGCUCGAGUGGUUAAUAAACUUGAGGAUACCAGAAAAAUGAUGCUGGAACAGCAGUUGACGGGUAGAUGGGGCGACUCCGUUGAUAGUUUGCAGAAGAGUAGUUCAUCGAGCCCCGAAACGAAAUCCCCGACAAACUGGCCGGGCUCGAAUUGGCGAUCACCUCCGCCCCCAAUCCCCAUAAGUCCCAGCUCAAUACCGCCAGUACCAUCAGUGCCCGCGCCUCCCCCGCCCGUACGCCCGCAGCAACCCCCGCCCCAACCCGAACCCUUUCGCGAUUCUUUCAUGGCUCAACGUCAAGAACGCGACACGUUCGGAGUCCAUCAGAACCUCGUCGAGCAGAGCAAUUCCAAACGAAAUUCGUUCAGCGCGAACUGGGACAUACAAAGUUCGCUAACCCAAGACACUCAAGACGACGGCGCGAGCAACUGGGCAAAGUUUGACCACGCAAAUCGCAAAGACAGCUGGGAUCAAAGCGAAAUUAUAAAAAUGGAACAGAACGUAACGCGACGAAGCAUGGUCGCGGCAAUGAACGAGCACUGGGACGACGAACCUAAGCCCAAGGCGCAGGCCAAGGACCACGAACCGACGGAAAGGCCCACCUUCAGAACGCACCAAAUGAAUAAGGUCGCAAAAGAACGGGAGAAGAAGCAUUCCGUCUCCACGAUCAACACCGAAAAGACCGAAAAGCUCGAAUCUUCCGACUGGCCGGAGUUUAUGCAACCGAUACAGACGCCUCCACUGUCGAAGUCCCCAGUUCCGCUCAGCAUCGGCUCGGACAGUCAGCACUCCCCCAAGUCUCAAAAUCGUCCCCUGCCACCGGGACCUAACGGUUACGUUGCGUACAAUCGCGUUCCGUGGUCACUGCGUAUACGUAAGGAGGUCUUCUUACCGGGAGAGUCACUGGGACCUCCCGCCGCUUUGCAUUUGGUGUUCUGCCAAAUCGUUUCCGACAUUUACGGGACGACGCCCUGCUUGCGGCUGAGCCAGGAGGAUCGCAGAACCGGCAUGAACAUGCUUUCCGGUUACGGCGUGAAACCGGAAAACUUGAACUCGCCCCAUCGCGCCCACAUCAAGAAGAGCAUCGUCGAGCUCGCGCGAACCUGGCCGCUGUACUUUGCGAGAUUCUUCCCCGUUUCCGGAGCGGCGCAGUUGUCGGACGUGCAGCUGCUCGCCGUCUCCCAUUGGGGAGUGCAUUUGGUGCGGAGGGAAGGCAGUAACCUUCACGUGAUUACUUCGGUCGCGCUGGGAGAUCUGAGGAAGUUUUCAGCGUCCAGGCCAAAUACCGUUUACUUCGAGGGACCUCAGGGGAGGUUCUCGUUGCAUACGUCUCGCGCCCAGCAGAUUUCGGAGAUGGUCAAUAAGUUCUGCGCGGAAAAUCGGAAGUUACAGGUGCACGCAAAGACCUCGCCGGUGCCCGUAAAGAAGACCGCGACGAUAGAACGCUCGGAGAACAUGACGACGAACUCGACGCCGACGAGCAACAACCACAACGCGGCGACGCCCCCAACGCAAGACGUGGUUUCGACACCAAAAAAUAUUCGAGCGCAAUCACCUGAAAGUCCAUCGCCUUCCACGGGAAAAUAUUCACUUAUGCAAUUCGCCUUGCACAAUUUCCGGCAAGGGGCCGAAUUUCAGUCGCCGAAGAUGGACGCGUCGUUGAAAUCCAAGGAGAAGAGGAAGGAAUGGACGUGGAAGCAGCAGACUGAUCUGAUCAAGUGGCAAGGGGCGUCCAUGGACGGGCCGCUUUUACGUUUGGAGAAUCCCGAACUGGCGGCCCUGGCCUUGGAGUGCUUCGACUGCAUCCUAAGGUACUGCGGUGACAUCCCCUUGACUCCUGCCACGUCCGAAGUGAAAUGCGUUUACACGGUUCUUAUGCACUGCCACAAGCAUAUGCCCUUGAGGGACGAAAUCUACUGUCAGCUGAUGAAGCAGACGAUCAGCAACAAGUCGGAAAAUUCCGAUUCGCCUCAGCGGGCGUGGAGACUGCUGUCGAUAGUCGCCGCGUAUUUCGCGUGUUCCGAUCUGCUAAAACCGUAUUUAAUGGAGCACCUGACGAGCGCGGCGUCGGACCGGAGGCGCGUGUGUCACGGUACCGCGGCGGUGUGCCUUUCGAACUUGAGGAAGACUCAAAGGUGCGGCGGUCGGAAGAACGUUCCCUCGGUCGAGGAGGUGACGGCCGUUAGCGCCGGUCGAAGUGCGCGCCGGCAGAUUUACAGACUUCCGGGGGGCGCAGAGAGGGUCGUUAACACCAGAUGCAGUACGGUAGUGGCGGAUGUGAUCGCUGAACUUUGUAGCCUUAUAGGAGUUACGGCUGAGGUGGAGCAGCAGGAGUUUAGCUUAUAUUGUAUUGUGCAAGGUGACGCGUUUACCAUGCCGUUGGCUGCCGAUGAAUAUAUCUUAGACGUCACCACGGAACUACACAAAGCGGCCCAGCCUUUCUAUCUUAUAUUUUGCAGAUCGGUUUGGUAUCACCCGCUGAGACACGAUGCUAGUCCUCUAUACACGGAAGUACUCUUCAAUCAAGUGGCCCCCGACUACUUGGAGGGGCUGUUGCUCAAAUUAGGAACGUCAAAUCUUCAACCGAGCUUUGUGCGUGACAUAGCGCUUGUGGCAGCACUGUUGCACCGAGCAGCAGACUUAGGCCACGCCCCCAGUUUAAAGGAGGUGAAAUUCUUGUUACCAAAGCCAGUGUUGGGGUUGCGCGAGCCCCGGCCGCCCCAGUGGUUAGCGCUCGUGCAAACCUCCUGGGGGCAAGCGGCGGGCAUGCUGGUCUCCCGUGCCAAACACCGAGUUCUGCAAAUUUUAAGCAAUUGGCCCCUGUUCGGCAGCUCCUUCUUUGCGAUCAAGCGCGUCUCCGGCAAUUUGGAAAACUGGUCCGACUACAUCUUGGCGCUUAACCGAACCGGCGUCCACUUCCUCGACAUGACAACGCACGAGACCGUGCACCACUGGCCCUUCGCCGAGGUAAUCUCGACGAGGAAAGUGCGAUCCGAGGACGGCGCCCUUUUCCUGGACAUGAAGUGCGGCAAUUUACUUCAGCAGCGCGUUACCAGGCUGCAAACCGAACAGGCGCACGAAAUCUCGAGGCUAGUAAGACAAUACAUUAAUUUGGAACAGACGCAAACCACGCGAAAACAUUAAUUCCACGCCGUGUAUUUAUUCGUAACCCAACACGAAUGUACCGUAAUGGAUUUUCUAUUUAUUAAGUGUAUAUUUAUUCAGAAGCGAUUUUUCAGUAGUUACCAAUAUUUUGGAUCCAUAGUCUGAGCUGAAAAAUUGAUCCGUAGGUAGUUCGGACGUGCAAACGAGAAAUUCGGUAAACUGCCGCCGCCCCCGUCCGUAAACAUUGUAAAGAAGCACCAAAAACCCAGAUAUUACACAAAUAGUAAAUAUUUUUGAAACGAUCGGUGAUCCUUAAACACCUCCCCAUUGUACAUUAAGAAGUCAUGUGUUGUAAUGUAAAAAAACGGUGACUGUAUUUUAUAAUAAAAUAUCUUCAACAAUA
Messenger RNA from Photinus pyralis (common eastern firefly), 7852 nucleotides. Its product is annotated as unconventional myosin-XV-like. Bases 1 to 7488 code for a protein of 2495 amino acids. Gene Ontology annotation, cellular component: myosin complex; cytoskeleton. The transcript is spliced from 11 exons. Gene Ontology annotation, molecular function: cytoskeletal motor activity; ATP binding; protein binding. NCBI's taxonomy places the organism in Eukaryota, Metazoa, Arthropoda, Insecta, Coleoptera, Lampyridae. The record is from RefSeq and is a predicted model, not a curated record.